UGCAUCGUCCAAGGCAGGCGAUGCGCCGUGAUCUCUUUACAGCUCAUGAAAUUAAUUCAUGUGAGGGUAUUUUCCCCCCUCUAAAUAAAUAAAUAACCCUCUUCAAACUUUUCAGGCGCAUCACAGAUUUCAGAAUCCGAACGAGCUCCUUAAAUAAAUCCCACUUUGCGCUGAAAAUUACCGCACACGCGGCUCGCCUACCGCUCCUAGGUAGGGAGACAAAGGAAUAACAGAAAUAGGCUCUCUUGUAUAUUUUAAGACGGGCUGCAAGAAAAAAAACCGGAUUGCGUUUCUCAGCACCUCCCGCUAUGCUUUCUGAAAGCAUCCUGGUCAGACUAUAAUGGUUGGAGGGAUACUGCCUUUUGUUGCUUUUAUGUCACCGGCCAACAUCUGUCUUGGAAGGGUGAGAGUGAUGGCUUCCGUAAUGGGCGGGAUUUGAAAGCUGGUCUUGGUAGACACAUGAAUGAGUGGCUUUAAACAAAUCGUAGCACAUCUGAGGCUUCUAUACCCGCCAGGCUAAAUGCAGCAGCAGGAAUCACCAGCAACGAUGAAAUCUCCAUCUCUCUGAAAGAUCCCUUCCUUGCAGACCACGGGAGGGAUCAUGUCUGGUGCUGUCAAAGCAGACGUGAUUUAUUCCGUUUCCAUCAUCUUGCUUUGGCUGAGGCAGUUUUCAGCUGAAGAGUCGGGAUGGACAGGGACACAGAAUGUGGUCCACGCCCAGGUGCACCAUGAAAUCAUAAUACCUCAGUGGAGAGCAGAUGGAAGCUCUGGCAAUGAAAAGCAUCCACCCAGAGCAGAAGUUGAAAUAACAGCUGAAGGAAGAAACUUUGUCUUGGAUGUUGAGAAAAACAAUCACCUCUUUGCACCAGGCUAUACUGAAACUCAUUAUACUAAGAGUGGAACUCCCCAUACUGUGACUUUGAACAACACGGAUCAUUGCUUGUACCAUGGUACUGUGAGAGGGAUGGAAGACUCAACUGUGGCACUCAGCAUAUGCAAUGGUCUACGCGGCCUUAUAGUACUGAGCAACAACCUCAGUUAUAUCUUGGAACCACUGCGUCAUAGUCAGGAACAUCACUUGAUCUACAGGUCUGAACAUCUCAAGGUUGCCUGGGGUACCUGUGGAAACCAGCAUUCAGGGUCAAAAACCAUGGAUUGGCUUACAGAAUUGACAGGCCAAGCUGGAUCUGGUUAUCACAGGGUGAAGAGGGAUGAUCAGCAGUCUAUGAAAUAUGUAGAGCUUCUACUAGUGGCUGAUUAUGCAGAGUUUCAAAAGCAUAAUUAUGAUCUUCAAGCAACCAAGAAUAAAUUACUGGAGGCUGCCAAUUAUGUAGAUAAGUUUUACAAAUCCCUGAACAUACGCGUUGCUCUGGUUGGACUUGAGGUCUGGAACGACCACAAUAAGUGUGACAUCUCUGAGAACCCACAUUCAACCCUGUGGUCUUUUCUUGCUUGGAGGCGCAAGUUACUUAUGUACAAAAAGCAUGACAAUGCCCAGCUAAUCACUGGGAUGUCCUUCCAUGGUACUAUAAUUGGCUUAGCCCCUUUGAUGGCCAUGUGCUCUGUCUAUCAGUCUGGAGGUGUGAAUAUGGAUCACUCUGAAAAUGCCAUUGGAGUUGCUGCCACCAUGGCCCAUGAGAUGGGGCAUAACUUUGGCAUGAGCCACGAUUCAGCUGGCUGCUGUACUGCCAGUGCUAGAGAUGGAGGCUGCAUCAUGGCUGCUGCAACAGGGGACCCAUUCCCCAGGGUAUUCAACAAAUGCAAUAUGAAGGAGUUGGACAGGUACCUGCAGUCUGGUGGAGGGAUGUGUCUUUACAAUAUGCCAGAUACAAAGACUUUAUAUGGAGGACAGAGAUGUGGAAAUGGUUAUCUGGAAGAAGGGGAAGAGUGUGAUUGUGGAGAAGAAGAGGAAUGUAAUAAUCCUUGUUGCAAUGCUUCUAAUUGCUCUCUGAAGCCUGGUGCUGAGUGUGCUCAUGGCACUUGCUGUCACCUCUGCAAGUUGAUUUCACCAGGAACACUUUGCCGGGAACAAGCUAGACCAUGUGACCUUCCAGAAUAUUGUACAGGCAAAUCUCCAUUCUGCCCUGCAAACUUCUACCAAUUGGAUGGUACUCCAUGUGCAAGCGGCAAAGCAUAUUGCUACAGUGGAAUGUGCCUCACAUAUGAACAGCAGUGCUUGCAGCUCUGGGGACAUGGAGCAAGGCCAGCACCUGACCUCUGCUUUGAGAGGGUUAAUGUUGCAGGAGAUUCCUAUGGGAACUGUGGGAAGGAUAACAGUGGCCGAUACAGGAAGUGCGAUACAAGAGAUGCUAAGUGUGGCAAGAUACAAUGCCAGAGUUCUGCUUCCAAGCCUCUAGAGUCCAGCGCUGUUGCUAUUGACACAACUAUUGUAUUCAACGGAAGGAAAAUACACUGUCGUGGAACUCACGUAUACCGAAAUGAAAAGGAUGAAGGGGAUAUGUUAGACCCAGGCCUUGUGAUGGCAGGAACAAAGUGUGGCGACAGUCAUGUUUGCUUUGAGGGACGCUGUAGGAAUACGUCCUUCUUUGAUACAGGAGACUGUGGGAAGAAGUGCAAUGGCCAUGGGAUUUGCAACAACAACCAGAACUGUCAUUGUUUCAGUGGAUGGGCACCUCCAUUUUGCAAUAAACCUGGGAAUGGAGGAAGCCUGGACAGUGGGCCCAUGCCUCAAGAAAGUCCUGUUCCAGUCAUAAUAGGAGUCCUUUCCAUCUUGCUUCUGACUGUAAUUGGAAUUGCUUUUUGCUGUUAUAAAUGGAGAGCCAGGCUUGUGCCACUAAAGCAGGCUUUCAUUCCUCCAAAGAAACUGCAUCAGUUCAGUAGUACCUCUCCUCCCAUUCAGAGUGAUGUGACUGGUCAUGCCAACCCAGCUUUCAAGCUGAAAACCCCACAGGAACAAAGAAAGCAGGCUACUGGUAUACAGAAUAUCCCUCCAAAACCUGAAGUGCUCUACUGUGAGCCACCUCCAGAAUUCAAAAUUCACGUACAGCCCCCACCGCCGCCGCCGCCGCCACCUGCUCUCCCAGCUAACCACACAAAGGAGCUUCCCGUUCUGGGGUAUCAGAGCAAAGUAAAGAAUUUUCCAAAACGAACUCCUCCAAGCAGGCCAGCACCACCAGCUCCAAAGGUCAUUGUUCCUCAGGAUACUUCCAGACCUCAAGCACCUCAGAAAGCUCUUCCUGCUAAUCCAGUUCCUGCAAGCAACAGAGUUGGGCUGCCCAAGUUGACUACAGCACCAGUACCACUGCCACACGGUGUUGCAAGGAACAGAGGAGUGCAUCGGGUGCUGACAGAGAAUUCAAUGAUGAAGAAUGCUGAAGCUGUGAAUACCCUGAAGUUUAGAUAUUAAAGGUCACCUUGCAGCUCUAACGUCCACACCAGUUCCUCAUGGUUUGACCUGGGAUUUCCCACGGGCUUUGUUUCCAGGAAGAAGCCAUGUUGGUUGUGUGCAACUCUCAAAUUCCUCUCCCAGUCUCACACGACUAGCUGAGACCAAUUUCAGGACUGGCUUUAGCAAACAUUUCUACCAUCCUUGGCACAAGUAGAUGCAAUUCCCUUGGAAAUGAGUGGCGACUCUGUGUAUGCCAAGGUUAAUGUGACCUGCUUUGCCUUUUGGAUAUUUGUUCCUUACAGGAUUUACUUCUUUAAAAUGGCACUGGUGUGUUAUAGUGCAAUAUGCUGAAAUGAGUGAGGGAAAAUCUUUGAUUCUCUGUCAAUAAUUCAUAAUUGUCUCAACAGAAGACAAACUAUUUUAAUCAACAUCGAGACACUGAUUCCUCCUCAGACCACCUAUAUGCUUUGUUACAACCAUAGACUGUCCUAUGGAGAAGAUAAUGUUGUGACUGCUCCCCCCCCCCUUGAUAUUACCUCAUCUCCAAAAUACUUUACAUCACAUGGAGAAGUUUUCUGAUCCUGUGGAAUUUUGCUAUAUACUGAUUGUAUUUCUUUCCCUCUGUUAAGGAAUCUUCCAGAGUUCAGUGGCUAAAAUUUUGCUGUUCUUAUAUGGGACUAACAGUCAGCUUCGCAGUCCCAAAUAUUUCUGGUUAUCACUUUAAGCACUUGAAAGCAUUGGCGGUAUAAGUGUAAUGAGUUCUUACUCUGCGUUCAACUUCCAUCAGCCUCUGAAGUCUACACAGUCCUGUUUGCAUGUGGUAUCUUAACUUUAGCUUCUGUCUAGCUGCACACAAUGCUGCGAGGACUUUGUGUUCCUAUGACAACCUCCAUGGUCCUGGCCUUUUUUGCCCUCCCCCCUCAACAGUGAUGCCCAGUUGCCCCCCCCUGCCAUUUCAGUGACACUGUACAUAUCCCUCUGCCCUACCCUCUCUGGCAGGUGACAGAUGAGGUGUAUACCAUCAGAAAUACUAAGAUGAGGAGGACCAUACCAUCAUAGAUUCAGACUAUUGACAGAUACUUCUUAGAUGAUUUCUUUUCCUACUCUGAGAUAAGUUUCAUGUAGGGAAAAGCCCAUAAACCAUAAUAUAUGGCAAGUGGUGCAAGAGUUUUUCUUUUGCUCCACGUAUAUAGUCUGAUCCAUACAUGGAACUCUUCUGCCACACUUGAUGCUUUUUCCCACAUGGAAAUUAUCUCCACACAGAAAAAUGUCACGUAUUAAGCAGCCUCCAUUUUUAGAUUCUGGAAUAUUGAGCCUCAAGGCAGAUGAGCAGAAUUAUUUGGGUGCCAAAUACCUUUAGUUCUAGGGUUGUUCUAUUUUGGAAGAACUAAAAUAAAUUCCCUGCCAAUCAACCAAAUAUUAGCAAGACAUUUUUGGAUUUCCUAUAAUUAAUUGCAUUUAAUGAUCAAUUCUAUCAUGCACAAUCUGCACAGGUUCACUCAGUUUUUGUCGAUCUGGAAUGGGCUUGUUCACUCAGGAAAUUAUAAAUCUUGGUUUAUAAUUUACACAUGGCACUAUCAAGGUUUUGGCUUAUAGCUGAUGCACAGGGUUGAAUAAUCCAAUCCAGUCUUCCCCAAACUGGUGCCCUCCAGAUGUUUUGGCCUACAACUCCCAACAACCCAAACUAGCACAGCUGUGCUGGAUGGGGCUCUUGGGAGUUGUAAUCCAAAACAUCUGGAGGCUAUCAGGUAGGGGAAGAUUACUUUGGAUCAAUGUUGAAUAAUCUGGAAAUAACCCUUGAUUAAAUCUCAGUGUAAUUGAAAUUCCCUUUGCAUCUUUCUGAUUUGGGGCUAGCGUAAAAUGGAUUAGCUAUGGCAAAUUUAUGUUGUGAACAGCCCUCAAACAAGAUACUGCUAAUAUAGAGGGGGAACUAUAUGUUGUUGCCCUGUUACCACAGUGGUUUGCUGUACCUUACAAGAUUCAACAAAAAUCCAUAGGCUCUGUGCCUCUUUUUUGGGCUCUGCAUUCCAAUUCAUCCAUACUUACCUAAUCAUCUGUCUAAUUAGGCAUCCAGCACAGUUUAUUCAGCUCAACAGAAAGUUUAACUUAACUCAUGGUGCUUUUACCAUUGGGCAGCUGAUUGAAAUCCAACUUUUCUAUAACCGGAGACCAUAGUGCAUAAGUAACCCGAACUUCCAGUUAUGUAGCUGCAACACUACCAAUCUGAAGCUUUAUAGAUAUUAUCUCAGGUUUUAUAGUGUUCGUGGUAUUUCAUUUGCCCUGUGGGAUUUUUUUUUUUUUUGCAGAUAUGCUGGUGCUAAAAAUGAAGAGGAACUGUUUUGUUUCUUACUAUGAAUGGAUAGGAGACUUGAAUCAAAACUGCCAUGGCCAGCCUUAGAAAGCUAUCUAGGUGCUGUUCAUGCAGAGACAUUCUGUUUUGUUGGCUGCAGUUCAAAUUCUGCUUAAAAAAGAAAAAAAGCCUAAGCUUUCACUUUAUGUUUGGUUGGCGUCUGUCAAGAUGGGCCAGAGCAAUCAUAACCCAGCGGCUCACAAUACUACUCCAAAGCUCAGCUGAGUACCCAACGUUCCUAGAAUCUGCCUCCCCCCCUAAUUGUGCAUUAGCUCAUGGGUAAAUUAACUAUGCAAUUAUCAAGUGGCAUCUUAACUAUGUAUGUACCUACAUUGGUCUCAUAUUACUGAAUAUUUAUAACCAUGGUCAAGUGCAUUGGAGGUUCUUACCCAGAUCCUCAGGUUAUGUUGAUAACUUUCUUCCAGUUCUAGCACAAAACUAGAGCCAGUCACUGGAAAUAUGAUCGACACUUUUAAGUGUUUUCUAGCCUAGUUUAAAAUAUGUCAGAGGGUUGUGUGCAUGUGUGUGGUUUUUUUUUUAAAAAAAUCUCACACCAGCAGCCAUUUAUUUGAAGACAGAAAGCAUGCAUCUUAGAAAAUAUAGUGGCGCCUAUCCCAGUCUCUGUCCUUUCAGGUUAAGUCUCCAGAGCUGUUAGCAUAAUAUGAUCAGUAAUCGUCCAUUCAGAACUGUGACAGGUGAAGACACAACAAAUUUGUUCUGUAAAUUUAGUACCUCCUUGAGUAAAUUCUGAGCUUUGCCAUUGGUUACAAGUUUUGGCUUAGAUUGUCUCAGAAUAAGAAUAAGAAAAAAUAUUUAAAGCUGAAAAGUUCUCUUCCUUAAGGCGUGGCCAGCUGUCAAACAGGGCUUACUUAGAAGGUCCACAAUAAAGAGAUCAGCACCUGCUUUUCUCUCCAUAAUGGUGCAGAAAUAUGGCUGUGGGUUCUCCAUCUUCACCUACCAUGGUGUGAAUAUAAAAUUUUGGCUACAGGAGAUGGAGAGAGGAGGGAGGGUGGGUCACAGCUGCUGCAACGUGGAGGGAGUCCAGAUUGGCCAAACUUUUUCUUUCCAGGGAGCUUCUAAAAGGGGCACAUUCAGGUUUAGGAAUUGCACCCUUGCCAAUAACAAGGUCAGUAAGGGCUUCAGAUAAA
Rhineura floridana is the source of this 6847-nucleotide messenger RNA. RefSeq names its product ADAM metallopeptidase domain 19 (gene ADAM19). Gene Ontology annotation, biological process: membrane protein ectodomain proteolysis. The coding region runs from base 602 to 3367 and encodes 921 amino acids. Lineage: Eukaryota; Metazoa; Chordata; Lepidosauria; Squamata; Rhineuridae. Gene Ontology annotation, molecular function: metalloendopeptidase activity. The transcript is spliced from 23 exons. The record is from RefSeq and is a predicted model, not a curated record.